AUGCAGAAUGACAUUGCCAGGCAAACAAUAGCAGCUGCUGAGCAUAAAGGACCAGAAACUGCUUUUAAACACCAGAUUCAGAACCUAGUUUGGAACAUUACCAAGGGGUUUCCACUCCUGGAAAAAGUCAUCAAGGGCAAUGUCUUGAUUGGUGAUUCGUUGAGAAGGGCACAACUCACCGUUGUUGUUGCUAUUCUUGGGCAGGUGAUCUGGAAGCUUAUAUUAAAGAAAACUGAACAAACUGACAGGAGCUAUAAAACAGGCCGGAGCACCCAGAUCUCGGCGCACUGCGGCUGGGGCUGUUGGGACGUUCCUUUAUUAAUUUAUUUGUGGAGAGCUAUCUCUGAGCAUCCGCGGUGGCCAGCACCAGGAGCAUUGAGCUGGAGCAAUUUGGAAGAACGGGACAGAAGGCCACGGCCAGGGUCGCGGAGAGGUGCUCCCAGCUCCUCCGGGGCCAGCAGCAUCUCUAGCCCCAAGGGCAAUGGGCUCUUCCUCAGCCUGGUGCACAUUGCUCACUGCAACUUCUACUGCACCUCGGAUUUGCAGGACUUAAACUCAGAGAAGAAGGCCAAGAAGGCAUGCUUCUACCGGAAUGGGGACCGUUACUUCAGAGGCCUGGUCUUUGCCAUCUCCAAUGAUCGCUUUCAUUCCUUUGAUGUGCUCCUCAUAGAGCUGACCUGCUUCCUGUCUGACAAUGUGAACCUGCCUCAGGGCGUCCGCACAAUCUACACCAUAGAUGGCAGUCGGAAGGUCACCAGCUUGGACAAGCUGCUGGAAGGUCUGAGCACUUGGGAACAAACAAGCAUCCACCCAUCCAAUCCUUACAGAAGGCCCCUGACUGGACUCAAGAUGCCCCCGCACCCCGAGAUCCCUCGCUGGAGACUGCAGGAAGAUUCCCAGAGCGCCACAGUGUCCACAGACUCUGCCCAGAAGGCGACCAGGACUCCACAGGUUGCCUGGGCCAUGCCCAGAGAGGCUUUAGGCCCUUGACUGGACUCAGGAUGCCCCCGGACCCCGGGAUGCCGCGCUGGAGGCUGCAGGAAGAUUCCCAGAGGGCCACAUAGGGCACAGAGGGCCACAGUGCGCCCCAGUGUCCACAGAUUCUGCCCAGACAGCGACCAGGACUCCACCGGGGCCUGGGCCAUGCCCAGAGAGGCUUCAGGCCCCUGACUGGACUCAAGAUGCCCCCGCACCCCGAGAUCCCUCGCUGGAGACUGCAGUAAGAUUCCCAGAGGGCCACAGUGUCCACAGACUCUGCCCAGAAGGCGACGAGGACUCCACCGGGGGCCUGG
Molecule: messenger RNA, 1292 nt
Organism: Chionomys nivalis (European snow vole)
Lineage: Eukaryota; Metazoa; Chordata; Mammalia; Rodentia; Cricetidae
Exons: 8
Coding region: 1-990 (329 amino acids)
Biological process (GO): axoneme assembly; retina development in camera-type eye; intracellular signal transduction
Cellular component (GO): axoneme
Source: RefSeq, a predicted model, not a curated record